Molecule: messenger RNA, 1443 nt
Organism: Acaulospora colombiana
Lineage: Eukaryota; Fungi; Glomeromycota; Glomeromycetes; Diversisporales; Acaulosporaceae
Source: the annotation of a GenBank genome assembly
AUGCUGAAAAAAGUUCUAAAUCGCGCUUCAUCUUUGGUGAAAAAACGCAAUUCGGCGGAGAACAAAGAGGAGGUGGUGGAAGUCUCUCCAGACGGUUCCACUACAACCAUAACCACAAUGCAAAAUGGCAAACCCGUUAAAAUCGUUACACAGAAGAAAAUCGUCCAAAAGAAGCCAGAAGAUAAACCGUCGUCCGAUCAUGUCGUGAAAUCGGAAGGACAGCGUGAACCGGUAGAGAAUCGACCUCCGGAAUCUCAUGCUCAGUCGGCUCCCAAAUCUCCUCUCGUUGCUCAUAAGGCUCGCGAUCCCGACGAACCUGACUUCGACAAAGUGAACAUCAAGCGCGAUAAACAGAUAGACCCCGCCUCUAAAUGCGCGGCAAUUGUGAUUGCCAACGAAUUCCAAGGCCAUCUCGAUCUUACAGGCAAAGACUUUUCAAAAGUCGACGAAUAUGCACGCGCCACUCCCAAUUCCAAAACGAACAGUGUAAAGCAUUUGGCGGAAUACCUGAUUGCACCUUGGAAUAACGAAUUGGACAAAUUGCGCUGCAUCUUCACUUGGAUCACCGAAAAUAUCUCCUACGAUACCGGUGCUUACUUCUCUGGCGACCUUUACUUUAACGGAGCGGAGGACACGUUACGGACCCGCAAGGGUGUUUGCGAGGGAUAUGCGGGAUUGUUUGAUGCGCUUGCAAGUGUAGCCGGCCUUAAACAUAUCGAUAAUAUCAUACAUAUAGGUGUAGGAUAUGUUCCCGGUAACUCGAUCGACAGCUCACAGUACGCUCACGCCUGGAAUGGGACCGUCUACAAGGGCGAAUUCCUAUUGAUUGAUAGUACCUGGGGAUCCGGUUUUCUGAAUGGUCGACAUUUCGAAAAACGAUUUGAACCAUUUUACUUCCUAUGCAAACCCACCGACUUUAUCUACAGUCACCUACCAGACGAUCCGAAGCAACAAUACGUCUCACCUCCACUCACCGAAGAAGAAUUUCUUAGUUUGACCCAUGUCAAACCAACAUUUUUCGCCUCGGGAUUACAAUUCCGUAAAUAUUAUGGGAACGUGAUUGUAACCGAUAAUGAUCAGUUGGAGAUUGAGAUUGCGAGAUUCACCCCGGAUAAAGGUAAACCCCUGCACGCUGUCCUCGAAUGGAAGGGGCAAUCGAUACCAGUGAUGAUUCAAAGACUUGUGGGAUACGGAGAUGAAAGUGGUGGCAGAACAAAAUUUGAAUUCAGCAUUUUCGAUUUACCCGAAGACGAGCAUCCUGUUCUCUCAUUGCUCACACCCACGAAACAGGUCAGGCAGUUGGAGAAGGUCUCUAGGUGUGAUGAUGGUAGUGUCACAUAUGCUCUGGAAACCUGCGUGGAUCAGAAGGGAGAAUGGAAUCUCGUACAUUCCGAGAAGAGUUCGCAUAGUUUCAACUUCGUUGCUCAAUAUGUUGCAGAGUAG